Molecule: messenger RNA, 1473 nt
Organism: Debaryomyces hansenii CBS767
Lineage: Eukaryota; Fungi; Ascomycota; Pichiomycetes; Serinales; Debaryomycetaceae
Exons: 1
Coding region: 1-1473 (490 amino acids)
Source: RefSeq, a predicted model, not a curated record
AUGGAUUUUAUGAUUUAUGGGAAGAUGGUUGAACCCGAAUACACUCAAUAUGAUGAUACCCGCACCAGUUACGAGGAACCGGCCGAUUUUUUCGAAGACAGUGUAAUGGGAAUAGGAAGUAAUAGCGGAACGAUGUUGACAGGGCAUCUGAACUGUGGUAAUACGUACAACAGCAACCCUUGGGUGACUGAUGUGGCAACAAGCACCCAGGCUCAACUGGGACCGUAUUUGUCAUACCCAACGAACGGCGGAUACGGUGGAAGCAUAUACCGUUGCGACAAUAGGAUGACACAAGGCUCUAUGGAUCUCUCGGGGGCUAUUGGAAAUGAGGUUAAUGGGACUUACAUGGAUCCAACGAUCGAGCUUUCGGGCUACAACUAUAACAUGGACGCCUUACCGAUGCCGAACCACUACACUCAGAAUCUGUUACUUCCGUUCAACUCGACAUCAUCGUUGAAUUCGAUGAACUCUGUUAACGCAUUAAAUACAUAUACAUCAGCAUCAGAAUUGGGUGCAGAAGGCUAUUCCGCCUCUGGAGGGUCUAUGGCCCCUGGAGGGUCUAUGACUCUAGGAUACCCGUCUCCUAUAUCGCAUCGUCAAUCACCAUUGCAGAUACAACAACAAAAGGCUAGAUUGAAGAUUAAAACCGAAAAAACCGACACAAAGAAGCGCUACAGGAUCAUCAGAGGCGUAUCAGCAGGAGGGUGUUCGACUAGGCCUCCCAAGUACCUCGUAGACUCCAACGCUCUAUACUUACCAAUAGAGUUGCAUAUUAAUGGCGCUUUAGUCGAAGAGAUAUGCUAUCCUCCUUGGAAUGCAUCUGAAAAGGAGGAUCGCCGAAGGAUUAUACGUAUCGAACGGGUCCAGAAUGGGCACAAAUUGCUGGCCAAUUUUUCUAUCGUAGGAGGAGCUAACGAAAAUCCUAUAACUUUACCGGCACCACCAGAUACCGACGUCAUCGAAGUGUCGUGUUUGGAAUGCACUACGAUUUUAUCCGAGGCUGACGUUCAAAGUGCCAGCGACGAUGAUCUGACUAUUCCGAUCAACGGCGUUCGUGACGGUAAGUAUAACCAGUACUAUAUCACAUCGGUAGAAGUGAUCGAAAUAGUUGAAUUACUCAUUGGUACCCAAUCGAUGGACCCAGCUGAUAGAAGGAAAGAAAGAGGCAGAAUAAGAUCUAACUUGGUUCCGUUCUGGUCCAGGAAACCCAUUUCUUCCCGGAUGCAAGAUAUCCCUUCAACACAUACUUCCAGAUCGCCGAACUACCUCGGUAAAGACACCCAUCUCACGAAUCAAGAUUAUAGAUUCGAAUUGGCUAAAAGAAUAAUGGCAUAUGAAAUCAGGAAACCUAGGGGUUUCGACAAGGAAGUGAGGAUCCUCAGAUGGGAUAAAUUGAUCCCUGCUUUGAAAAGAGCAUUACAAACCUACUACACCGAAAUACCUGGUUCUGAUUCUUCUAUAGAUUUCUCUUAA